AUGACCACCCCCUCAAUCCCACCUCCAUCCCAACUAACAGUUCACUCCAAACCCUCCGCCCCAAUCUCAUACACCUUCAUUCCCCCCUCACCCCCCUCACCCCCCUCCAAAAACCUCAUCGUCUUCAUAAAUGGCCUCGGUCUCCCCGCCGCCUCCUGGAAACCGACUCUCAUCCACCUCCUCACCCAACCCACCCACCCAGCCCUCCUAACCUACGACCGCUUCGGCCAAGGCCUAACAACCUCCCGCGAUCCUCUCGAUGGAACACCCGGGAAAGAACGAGGUCAUAACUUUCAGGAUAUAGCAAAUGACCUACACUCUCUCCUCCAAGUCGUGGCUGAGAAAGAAUUCCAGAGUUCGAGGAUCGAAGAUGUGAAUAUCAUCAUGGUAGGCGCCUCAAUAGGCUGUCCCAUAAUCCGUCUCUACAUCGCCACCCACCCAGGUGUGGUCUCAGGCGUUAUAUUCCUCGACUCCAACAUCCCGCACUUAAACUACUCUGAUUUCCUGCCGGACCCCAGCGCCCCGAAUUUCGAUCGUGCCAGCGUAAUCGCAGAAGAUUGCACGCUACCUCAAUACAUCGGUGCGCGGCUUGCGUUAUGCAAGAUGUUUGAUUUGGAUGCGAAGAAUCCGGAAGGGAUUGAUAGGACGCAAGGUCCUCGAUUGUUGCCCGAAGCCGAGAAUCCGAAACUGGUGGGAAAGGAUGGGAGGAUGGAGUUGGUGGUUGUGGGACAUGAUCCGGAGACUUUUGCGAGUAUGAGUUUGGAGAGGAUGGGGACGCCGAAGAGCUUGAGUGAGAAGUUUACUAAUAAGUAUUGGGCUGGGUACAAUGAAGGAUUGACGAGAUUGGUGGACGAUGGGAAGGAGAGAAAGGUAACGAUUGCUAAGGGAUGCGGACACUUUAUACAGUCCGAUGAUCCAACGUUCGUAGGUGAGGAGAUUGUGAAAAUGAGUGAGAGAAUUGGCUGGUGA
Messenger RNA from Glarea lozoyensis ATCC 20868, 969 nucleotides. RefSeq names its product alpha/beta-Hydrolase. NCBI's taxonomy places the organism in Eukaryota, Fungi, Ascomycota, Leotiomycetes, Helotiales, Helotiaceae. The transcript is spliced from 2 exons. Bases 1 to 969 code for a protein of 322 amino acids. The record is from RefSeq and is a predicted model, not a curated record.